AUGACCGUGGAGGACGGCGCCGUCCUUGCCAAGCUAUUUGCACGCCUGCGUAAUCGUGACCAAAUCGAAAGCUUCCUCUACGCCUUCCAGGACCUCAGACAGCAACGUUGUAGAGACACCGUGAAGUCGGAGAUCGGUCUGAUGCAGUUAUUCGUCUUGGAGGAUGGCCCCGAGCGCGAGGCUCGUGACAAUGACAUGCUGGCCAAGCACCGCGAGGGCAAGGGCGUCCUGGAGCUCGAGGAUGGCGAGGAACCGCGAGGGCUUGCCGGCCAGCAGUGGAGCGAGAUCCGCGAUAUCUUUGGGUAUGACUGCGAGGACGAGGCGGACAACUGUCAUCGCAAAAUUAUCGGCGUCCACCUCGCGAAGUGUUCUGACGGCAUUCUCGGCUCUGAUGUAACAGGUAACAAGGCAACCUCUGCUCUGAUCUCAAAAUUCGGCUCGCGGACUUCACGGAUCUUUAUGUCAAAACACCCACGCGGGAUCAUGGGUUACAAAUUCUUCUGGGUACAUAUGGGGAAGGCGCACUAUGGCGUCUACGAUGCAAACAUCUCUAGUAGUGAGUACACGAUACGAUACGUAAUCUCGUCAAUAUACUACUUUUCGGUCGGGGUCCCCCCGCUUCACAAGCCCGGAUUGGUACUGUUGCAGUAA
This is a messenger RNA of Postia placenta MAD-698-R-SB12, 651 nucleotides long. RefSeq lists its product as hypothetical. The record is from RefSeq and is a predicted model, not a curated record. The transcript is spliced from 2 exons. The coding region runs from base 1 to 651 and encodes 216 amino acids. NCBI's taxonomy places the organism in Eukaryota, Fungi, Basidiomycota, Agaricomycetes, Polyporales, Adustoporiaceae.